This is a messenger RNA of Durusdinium trenchii, 941 nucleotides long. NCBI's taxonomy places the organism in Eukaryota, Dinophyceae, Suessiales, Symbiodiniaceae. The record is from the annotation of a GenBank genome assembly.
AUGCCGCUGUUCGACCUUUCUGAAGCACACUGCCCCGUGGACUCUACAGCUGUGCAGCAGGUCUUGGAGUACUUUGCCUCAGAACCAUGGCCUUCCUCGGAGCCGAGCCUCGGGCAUUCGGGCACCUAUGGCGAAGUACGUCCAUCUGGUGUACGCCGUUUGCUGGACUACAUGGCCUCCUUUGCUCCAGUGACACGGGACGAUGUCUUUGCAGAUCUGGGUUCUGGUCGUGGCGCAGUCGUCGCGCAGGUUGUGUUGGAGACUUCUAUGAAGGCUAUAGGAGUCGAGCUCUCACAGAAGAGGGCGGCCACUGCUUCGCGCGUGGCCCAGCGUUUGGAGAAAGUUGCACGACAGCGGUUGACAUUGCUGCAAGGUGAUUUCUUGGAAAGCCACUCAUGGCACAAUGCAACCCUGGUCUAUGUAAAUUCAGCGGCCUUUCCAGUUCCGUUGCUUUUCAAACUUCGGUCAGCUUUGCAACGCCUUCAGCCUGGAAGCCUGGCACUGUCAGUUCGUCGUCUUCCAGGUUGUACCCGUGGCUUGUGGCCAAUUGGUGCCUUGUCGUUGCCAUUUAACUGGGCACGACAGGUUAAAGUGCACGCCUACAUGGUUGCACCUGGGCUGGACGACCAGAAUCAUACACAACUGGACUGGUUGAGCAACUAUGCUCCACAGCCUCAGGUGGGCCUCGUGUCUUUUGGUUGCAGGCAGUAGACUGCAAGUCUGAUCUUCCAGCGCUUCGACGCCUGUGCACAGCAGUUUGGAGACCCAGGUGAAACCGAACGGCAACUGUCGCAAGGUUGUUUCGGUUUUUGGGAUGGCAAAGGCCCAGCUGCUGCUCCAAAUGGUAUUAUGACAUAGUGCCUUUGUUCGAGAGAUGUGUGAUGUUCAAGCAAGACAGACGUUCGUAGCACAGCAUGUCAUGGAGACACUGCGGUUGCCAG